AUGACUGCAUCCGCGUCUGGCUCUCCAUCAGUCCAGCAGCAGCAGUCUGAGGCUUGCAGAGUAGAGCCGUUGGGCUCGUCCGUUUCUGUCGGAGGCAUUGGCUUUGGCAUUUUCCUCUGGGAAUCGCAUUUAUUGUUGUCGUCGUGGCCCUCUCUUCCCCGCCUCCCCGCCCUCCACCAGCACCCCCACCCCGCCCCCGCACAUCCAUCCGCGAUCUGCCAUGGUUCCCGGUGGCUGGCGGCGCUCCGGCAGAUCCCUGCUUCGCGGAUUCCUGUGUUGGCCUGCCGUUCCGCCUCCCUCCAUCUACCCCGAGCAUCCAUCCCCGAAGAUCUGACCGAACCGGCAAGCUCUCCACUUCCCGGCGGCAGGCGGCCGGCGGCGCCCCGCAGUCCCCUGCAUCGAGCGGAUCUCCGUGGCGCCUUGCCGUUUCUCUCAGCACCCACCUCCCACGCCAUCUCCUCCUCCCUCUCCUCCGCGCCUUCAUCCCUCGACCUGCCACCCAUCCCGGCCCAGUCCGGUUGCCGGCGGCGCCCCGUUCCUGCGGCAGAGUCGGUUCGUUCUCUCAGCGCCCUGCUGUUUCUCAUAGCGCCCACCUCCUGCGCCAUCCCCUCCUCCCUCUCCUCCGCGUCUCUAUCCCCUCAACCUGCCACUCAUCCCUGCCCAGUCCGGUUGCCGGCGGCGCCGCGUUCCUGCGGCAGGAGUCGGUCCCAAGGGCGACGGAACAUCGCCGUGGAAGAAGAGCUGAGUCCCGAGCUAGAUUUAACUGUGAAAUCAAAGGUACCGUCAUCAAUCGGCGACCUUGUUCAUGGCCAGCAAGGGGAACAACGCGGGGAGUUUUCAGGACGCGUCCUCUGGAAGGGGUUUCCCAAUGCUGCCCUGCCCACGGUGUGGUGCUUCUCCAUUGACAUGGGGAGUGUGCGAGAACGUCAAGAACGCUGGGAAGGAGUUCUUCAAGUGCUGCAGGAACCUGAGCUUAAGUUAAUGAUCUGGACUUAUCAUACCUGAAUUUUCACCAUGCAGGUUCUUCAUAUGGAAGGACACAUAUAUUGAGGACCUGAGGUCAUCGGGGAUAAUGGCAGCAGAUCCAUCUGUCGUUUUUGAAGGCCAGAUUGAGUCUGCACUUGCUGUGGCGUUACCAUCAUCAGACAGCAGAUCCAUCUGGCGUUUUUUUCACUUUGCAGGGAAAGUUUUUUAGUUUGGGUAAUGUGGUUUAUAAUAAGGCAACAGGAUUGGUGCAUUUUAGCUUGUGAGUCUUUGCUGUCAGUUUGUUCUUUAAACAUCUAUCAGUGUCAUGCAUCACUAAUGUUAAUGACGUCCUUCUGAACCUGAACCAUUAGGCGCUGUUCCAGCGGAUGGUUUUUCUGCUAGUUAUAGCUAGUGUUUUAUAAUUUGGUUUUGGCUCCUGUUUAAAUGAUCCUUAAGAGGAUUAUGCCAAUCUGGAGGUAGUGAAUGGAGAACGGCCUCGAGUGUCAAGCCGGAGGUCAAAAUGGAACUCGAUGGUUGAUGUUAGGGAUGAAGACGAGAUGUGACCCCCUUUUAUUUCAAUGGCUAAACAACAGGCUCUACUGUACAUUAUUGUGAAUAUUAUCUGGCAUUCAGGUGUAUUGACCACCAGACAGAUCUCUAAGUUAUACAUUUUUCCUUAGCUCC
Molecule: messenger RNA, 1650 nt
Organism: Lolium rigidum
Lineage: Eukaryota; Viridiplantae; Streptophyta; Magnoliopsida; Poales; Poaceae
Exons: 3
Coding region: 1-1005 (334 amino acids)
Source: RefSeq, a predicted model, not a curated record